Messenger RNA from Lodderomyces margitis, 603 nucleotides. It is a transcript of the gene MET14, whose product is annotated as adenylyl-sulfate kinase. The transcript has a single exon. Gene Ontology annotation, biological process: sulfate assimilation. The coding region runs from base 1 to 603 and encodes 200 amino acids. Gene Ontology annotation, molecular function: adenylylsulfate kinase activity; ATP binding. The record is from RefSeq and is a predicted model, not a curated record. NCBI's taxonomy places the organism in Eukaryota, Fungi, Ascomycota, Pichiomycetes, Serinales, Debaryomycetaceae.
AUGGCUACUAACAUCACCUGGCACCCAAACUUGACCCACCAAGAACGUGCAGAGUUAAGAAAACAACAAGGUGUUACCGUCUGGUUAACUGGCUUAUCAGCCAGUGGGAAAUCCACCAUUGCUUGUGCUUUGGAACAGUCGAUAUUGAAUCGUGGAUUGAAUUCGUAUAGAUUAGAUGGUGAUAACGUCAGAUUCGGCUUGAACAAGGACUUGGGGUUUAGUGAACAGGAUAGAAAUGAAAAUAUCCGUAGAAUUAGUGAAGUUGCCAAGUUGUUUAGUGAUUCAUGUUGUGUUACCGUUACUUCAUUUAUAAGUCCCUAUAAAGCCGACAGAAACUUAGCUAGAGAGUUGCAUGCUAAGGAUAACUUGCCGUUUGUUGAGGUUUAUGUUGAUGUGCCUAUAGAAGUUGCUGAACAAAGAGAUCCAAAGGGGUUGUAUAAAAAGGCUAGAGAAGGUAUUAUUAAAGAAUUUACUGGUAUUAGUGCCCCUUAUGAAGCUCCUGAAAACCCUGAAAUUCACAUCAACAACCAUUCAGGACUCACAAUUGAAGAAGCUGCUGAACAAAUUAUCGACUAUCUUUUGGAAAAGAAAUAUAUUAAUUAG